Molecule: messenger RNA, 2478 nt
Organism: Zerene cesonia (dogface butterfly)
Lineage: Eukaryota; Metazoa; Arthropoda; Insecta; Lepidoptera; Pieridae
Product: soluble guanylate cyclase 89Db-like
Exons: 14
Coding region: 52-2454 (800 amino acids)
Biological process (GO): cGMP biosynthetic process; response to oxygen levels; nitric oxide-cGMP-mediated signaling
Cellular component (GO): guanylate cyclase complex, soluble
Molecular function (GO): oxygen sensor activity; heme binding; guanylate cyclase activity
Source: RefSeq, a predicted model, not a curated record
AUCUGUGUAAUAUUCAGAGUUCGCGGGAAAUUUGUAAUUGAAUUUGCAAUCAUGUAUGGUUGGCUGCUGGAAAGCGUUCAACAUUUUAUCGUGCAAGAAUGUGGGGAAGAAAUAUGGGAGACCAUUCUUCGAGAAGCAGGUGCCAGGAACACCGUCUUUAUGACGCGACAGCAAUAUCCAGAUGCGCUCAUGCUAAGGCUCGCCUGUGCUUUAGCUCGAUUCUUAAACAAGGAUCCAAAUAGCCCAACAAACUCUACACCAAGCAGCCCAGCUCCCAGAAAAGUAUCUUUGAAAUCCAAACCAGCAUGGCGAAGUGCAUCAGUUCACACGGAUAAUAGAAAUCAAUCUUCUAAAUGCCCAUUCAGUUCAACAAAUGCCCUUACAGCGGUGACAAAAAAAGAAAUUGAAGCAUAUAACUCGUCUGAAGAAAUACGAUCACCAACACACAGUGCUACGCCAGCGGAAAAGAUUUGCGAAUUGGAGGAACUAAAUGUUACCCCAACCCGUCUCGCUAUAAGAGAUAGAAGAAGCCUUGGUGUUCACUUAGAAAAGUUCAGAAGCGAACCGACAAAAGAAGAACCGCUUGAAUUUGAAACUGAUGCCGUCAGUGAAGUUUCUGAAGAAGUGACAAAAGAAUCGGAACCAACUUCACCCAUAUCGGAAUGUUCAAAGAAAAGUUCCAUGAAAGGACCUAGGAAAGUUAGCUGCACUUUAGCUAUGGAUGUAUACAAACGGCGUGGUUCUGGAGCUGCUGUACGGCAAAGAGUAAACAGCCUCAAUUUGGUGAACGUAGACAGAUUGAACGAACUCAGAGAGAAGUUCAGUACGCCGGAAAAAGUAAUGUACUUCUUCGGACGAUGUUUCGUCAAGUUCUUUUCCAAUUAUGGGUACGAUACAAUGAUUCGAGCCACAGGUCGUUACUUCUGCACUUUCCUUCAAUCAGUAGACAGCAUACAUCAACGCAUGAGGUUCACCUUCCCGCGGAUGAGGUCCCCGCGGAUGCAGUUAACUAGAGCUCAUAGACAUGGGGCUGAAUUGGUUUAUAGUAGUGGAAGAACUGGGUAUACACACUAUCUCAUGGGUCAAUUAUAUGAAAUAGCUGAGGAUAUAUUCUCGUUGAAGUUGAAAGUGACAAUCAUGAAGGAGAGUAUGGAGGGAAAUUACUAUGUUGCUGUACUGAGGCUGGAAUUCGAUAACAGUGACUAUGUACAAUCGCUAAUGGCGAAAAAAUCUCUACCGUGCCCUUUGCCGGCGGUGCCCGCAUCCUUACUAUUACAACUAUUCCCAUUCGGUGUACUUUUAGAUAGAAAAAUGAAAAUAUUGGUCGCUGGUGAGAAGUUGAUGGAAGCCUGGGGAGGGCCAUUAAGUCGUAUGCACAAAUCUGCAAUAAACGAAAUAUUAAGGCUCAGAAAACCUAAAGUUUCUUUCACUUGGGAUAAGGUGGUAUGCAUGCAGAACAUGAUGUUCGAGCUGGAGCUGGUCCGCUGGCGCGCGCGGGCCGCCGCCGACUCGCGGCGCGGCUCGCACGGCGCGCGCUCCGUGCUGCUCAAGGGGCCCAUCUAUCUGCUGGAGGAGAUCGACGCGCUCAUAUUCCUGUGCAGCCCCAUAUUCAACGAUCUGGAUGAACUUCGCCAAGCCGGUCUUUGCUUGGCUGACAUGAACGGCCACGGUCUGUCCAAAGAGAUGCUUCUUCAAGGCUGGCAGCAUUUAUCCAGGCUGGAGUUACUCUUUGAGAAGGCAGAAAGCCGCAGUAUGACGCUAGAGAAAUCCUGUCGACUCCUGGACCAGUGGAAGAAGAAGGGAGACCAGUUGCUGUACUCCAUGAUACCGAAGACUAUUGCUGAUCAGUUGAGGAGCGGAAAAUCGCCUGUCGCUGAGAACUUCGACUGCGUGACGGUGAUGUUCUGCGGCGUGCAGCUCACUGAGACGGGCACGCGGGAAGACGUUAUGGCCACCGUCAGCUAUAUGAACGACGUGUACUCUCGGAUCGAUCGCUUGCUGGACACGCACCAGGUGUAUAAGGUAGAGACGGUGGGCACGGUGUACAUGGUGGUGGCGGGCGCGCCGGAGCGGCGGCGGCGGCGCGCGCACGCCGAGUGCGCCGCCGGCGCCGCGCUCGCCGUCUCGCGCGCGCUGCCCAUACUCACUAUCGGUAUACAUUCGGGUCCGUGUCGUGCCGGAGUCCUAGGGCUCCGCCAGCCGCGGUACUGCCUCGUGGGAGACACCGUUAAUACGGCGAGUCGAAUGCAAACUACUAGCGAGCCGGGUCGUAUACAAAUCUCGGCGCAAACAGCUGAAGAAUUACCCGCUGGAAGGUUCCGACUGCGAAAGCGAGGCCUUAUUAAAGUCAAGGGUAAGGGCAUGAUGGAGACCUUCUGGUUGGAAGGCGAGGUGGAAGAAGAUGAACAGGAUGAAGCCCUGCAAUUGUUCUCUAUGCUCUGUGGAGAUAAUUAAAGUAUCGUUUUUAAAUGGCGACAA